AUUGCUUCUGAGCGCACACUUUUAAUGUUAAAGUUAAUUUUUUUUUAAUGUGGCUCAGUGAUUUUUUUUUAUUGUGCCAGUUCUAAAAUAUAUUUGAAUCGAUAAAGCCGUACCGUUUACAGAAAAAAAGAUCAUCUCACUGUUGCAUUCAUAAUGUCUGCGGAUGUUGGAAUACGAUUUCCAGUUUGGGACUUGAGUAAGAGCCAAUAUGAAGAAACGGAUUUUCUACCGCUCAUGUCAACGCCUGGACCGGUGAUGGUGAUUUUAGCAGUUUAUUUAUUAUACGUACUGAAGAUUGGACCAGCUUUAAUGGUAAAGAGAGAACCCUAUAAAUUGACAACAGUACUGCUGCUAUACAACGCAAUCCAAGUAGCUUAUUCCAUAUAUUUAGUUCAAAAGUAUUUUAGACACUUAUUACAACACGGGCUAGUGCCGAAGACUUGUUUCAUAAACCAAGAGUCCGAACGGAACGAGAUUCUCUUUAGUAUUUGGUUGUAUUUCGCGGCCAAAGUUUCGGAACUUUUAGACACAGUAUUCUUUGUCCUUCGUAAAAAGGAUAACCAGAUCACCUUCCUCCAUCUCUACCACCACUCCAUAAUGAUGAUUGGAACCUGGGCCUAUUUGAAAUACUGGCCUUCGGACACAUUAUUCUUCAUCGGAUUCCUCAAUUCCUUGGUUCACGUGUUCAUGUAUACUUACUAUGGUCUAUCCGCUUUGGGACCGAGAGUUGCCAAAUACAUCUUUUGGAAGAAAUACAUGACGAAAUUUCAGUUGGUACAGUUCGUAUGCAUUAUAAUACACUACAUCGCAGCUGUUCGAAACUCGGAAUGCCCGCCGUCAAGUGGGGUAGCGACUUUCAUUGGUACCAAUACCGCGUUCUUCCUAAUUCUAUUUCUACAUUUCUACAGACAGAGUUAUAACAGACGGAAGAAUAUAUCGAAUGAAAAUGUCAGUGCUACGAAAUGUAAUAAAGAAUUAUAGAAAUAUUAACAUUUAAUAAUGUAAGUCUGCAUAAUCUCUCUAAUUUUCCGUUCUCAAAUCGAUAAAUUCUAUCAAAGACCUGAAAUUAGCGUUCCAGUCGGUACGUUUAAACGCCAAUUUCUCCAUAACUAAACAUGUAACUCUAUUUUAUUAAUUAAAUAACUUUUUAUUGUAUGAAUGUUCAAAGAAUAGUUAUAGAAAAUCACAAACUACGAUAUGUACUAUAAGAACUUUUAAUUAUAUUUUUUGUCAUAAAUAAAAUCAAUUAAAUAAUUUCUUAUUCACAUGAUCAUAAAAGUAAGCUUUAAAAAAUUGCUUGAAAGUUACAUUAAAGUAAAAAAGUAAAAUAUGUGCGCAUGAGUAUGUGAUUUGCACUAAUUCAAUUUGACAUACAUGCAAAUGGUUAAACAUAGAUUAGUAGGUUUUUUUUUAUUGAUACUCGUAACCACUACCGUAACACGUGAUUGGACGUUUGACUGGAUGAGAAGAAUAUACCAAAAUUGAGACAUUUAAAUAGAAUAAUUUUAUUUAUAAAUGAAAUAAAUAUAUUUCUGUUAAUUUAUAUUUUAAGUUUAUAUAAGACAUAGAUAGUAAAUAAUAAAUUAAUAAUAUUAUUUUGCAUAAACAAUUCUGAAUACGUUAAAACUUUUUUAUUGAUAAAAAAUUUUACUCUAUACGGUUAGAC
Vanessa atalanta (red admiral) is the source of this 1666-nucleotide messenger RNA. RefSeq names its product elongation of very long chain fatty acids protein-like. Bases 154 to 981 code for a protein of 275 amino acids. Gene Ontology annotation, biological process: very long-chain fatty acid biosynthetic process; fatty acid elongation, monounsaturated fatty acid; sphingolipid biosynthetic process. The record is from RefSeq and is a predicted model, not a curated record. Gene Ontology annotation, molecular function: fatty acid elongase activity. Lineage: Eukaryota; Metazoa; Arthropoda; Insecta; Lepidoptera; Nymphalidae. The transcript has 6 exons. Gene Ontology annotation, cellular component: endoplasmic reticulum membrane.